This is a messenger RNA of Diuraphis noxia (Russian wheat aphid), 2822 nucleotides long. RefSeq lists its product as uncharacterized. Gene Ontology annotation, molecular function: protein binding. Lineage: Eukaryota; Metazoa; Arthropoda; Insecta; Hemiptera; Aphididae. The record is from RefSeq and is a predicted model, not a curated record.
AUACCGGUUCGUUUCGCCGUCUGUGUCGCGCUCGAUAUUUUCGUGUUGCGUUUUACGUCUGCGUGAGAUUCGUCAUGAUGUCUUCUUGUUCGCGUCGUCGACGUGCGUGAUCCAUACGGUUUCCGACGGUUAUUACAGUGCGCGAGUGAAGUAAUAUUGCAACCCAUACGACUUAUUUGACAAUAUUAUAGAAAUGUCGUCGUCGCUGUUGUAAUAAUAUAAUACUGUGCGCGCGUAAUCCAAACUUGUGCGUCGUAAAAAAUAUCAACGUUAUUAUAAUAUUUAGUAUUUACAUUUCUUACUAUUUGUGCGGGUCAGUCGCGAUCGYGAAAAUGUGGUGGUUUAGCGGCAAUCGCGGUUCGCGGUUCUUGACCGCGGCGGCUUUGCUGGCGSUGGUGGUGCCGUCCGCGGUUCGGUCGUUCGAGGGCUGUCCGGCCGURUGCUCUUGCAAGUGGAAAGGUGGACGACGGACGGUCGAGUGCGCUGACCGCGCGCUGAUCACCGUGCCGACGGGCGUUGACCCGGACACUCAGGUGUUGGACCUGUCCGGAAACAAUCUGCAGAUCCUGCCCAACGAGACGUUUUACAGGGCAGGUCUGAUCAACCUGCAAAAGGCGUACCUGCGCAACUGUCGCAUCGGGCAGAUCGACGAGAGUGCGUUUCGGGGUCUGACCAAUUUGAUCGAGYUGGACCUGUCGAACAACAUGCUCACGUCCGUGCCGUCGUACGUGUUCCGGGACGUGCCGUACCUGCGCGACUUGUCCGUGGCCGGCAACCCCAUACAGAAGAUCGAGGCGCACGCAUUCUCCGGCUGUCCGUCCGUCGUUAAGGUGGACGCGUCCCACUGCGGGCUUCAGUCCGUGGCCGGUCUCGCGUUCGAUGGCAUCGUCAGGCUGGAGACGCUSCGCAUCAACGACAACAGGCUGACCGAGCUGUCGGCCACCGUGCUCGAGUCGCUCAACAAACUCCGGUCCAUCGAGCUGCACGACAACCCGUGGGUGUGUGACUGUCACCUGCGGCCCAUGAAGCUGUGGCUGACCGGAAACAACGUGCCGUACAGUCAACCGGCCCUGUGCUCUGGCGGCCCUGACAGGCUGUCCGGCAAACCGCUCACCGAGCUGGACGUGGAGGACUUCGACUGCCGACCGGACGUGCGUGCCGAGUCUCGGUACGUCGAAGUGACCGAGGGCCAUAACGUGACGGUCCGGUGCCGCGUCGAGCCGGGUUCGAUGGCGCACAUCGCGUGGUAUCUCAACGGCCGUCGGUUGCAGGGUGCCGGUACGCCGGCCAUCGGGUAUCCGGGUGCCGCUUCCGCCAACCCGCGCAUGUUCGUCGUGGACGGCGUGGACGAGGAGGACGGCGGUCGUCGGAGCGAGAUGACGCUGACGGACGUGAGGCGAGAAGACGCGGGCCAGUACUCGUGUCUGGCCGAGAACCGUGCCGGUAACUCCGAGGCCAACUUCACCGUUUACGUGAGCGACCGGCCAUCCGUCAUCAUGUCGACGUUCGGUUCGGCGCACGUGAACGGCGUGGCUGCCGCCAUGGCCGCGCUCAUCGUAUUCAUACUGGUGUUGAUCGCGUUGACCGUGAUGCGGAUCCGGCGGUCCGGAUAUCCGGCCGACACCAAGCCCACUGAGGUGGCCGGAAAUCGCGGUGGCAUYGGUGGUAGCGGCAAACCCAAUACCGGUUCGUUGGCCAUGCACGGUGGCGGAGCAACAAUGGGACGCGGCGGUGGAGGAUACGGAAACGGUGGGAUGUUGACCGGAGGCGGAAAGACCAACCCGGCGCUGGACAUAUCGUCCGUGAUCGAGCGCAACUACGAUCCCGACCUGGAACCCGGACUGGGAUCCGUCUGCACRCCCACGGGAUCGUAUCACGUGGCCGGACUGGACCUGAUACACGAUCACGACGCUUCCCGGCUGGAGAUGUGCGAUUCGCCCAUGUCUUCGACCGCCAAACCUCCACCGUCGUAUUACAGCGGCGGCCGGACMGUGUCCAGUGGCGGAAACGUGCGCCCUUACGACGAUCGGACGCCGAUCAUCGGCACCGGAAGUGCRGGUGACGCGUACAGCGUGGGAACCGGCUCCGACGAAGUGUUUUCGUACAACAGCCAACAGCAGUUGCACUACGGUGGCGGCGGCGGCGGUCAUUACGGUCAUCAACAACAACAAGUCCUCGGCGGCGGUAGCGUCACCAGCGAUUACCCGGCCGACUACGGUCUGCCUAUCAUACCGACCGGCCAUCACCUCAAUCAGUCUUCGACCAAUGUCUCUCAGUACGGUCAUCAUCCGCAGCAGCACCCCCAACAACAACAACAACCACAACACCAUCAGUUCUACAACAACAACCAUCACCCACACCAUCAGCAUCAACAGCAGCAACAGCAACAGGAAUACGUCCAACAGCAACAAGACGCGUCCCAGCAACCGUCGGUGAAGACCCUGCGGGUGUGGCAGAGGGGCGUACCGGUGUUGCCCACCACGCCGUCCCUGCAGAGGUUUGCCAACAGGACUUCGCCAACCACCCCCGGCACCGACGUCUGAGGGUAGAACUCGAUUCGAGUCAUCCUUCCGACACCUUAAGUACACCAUAUUAAUAUUUUGUACUGUAUUACCGUGUUUCGUUUUAUUUAUAACGGCGCGUUUCGUUCCUUUCCGCGUUACUUUUCUACGAAUUUCGUUGUUUUUGUUGUUGUUGUUGUUGUUAUUGAUGUAAUGGUUGUUAUGUUAUUUCUUUUAAUUGAGUGCUCGGCGUGUGACGCUGUACCGCGAUGACCCGAAACGGACGAUUUUUUCCAUCCCGAUAACACCUGGAGUCGCGAC